This is a messenger RNA of Cyphellophora europaea CBS 101466, 996 nucleotides long. RefSeq lists its product as uncharacterized. Lineage: Eukaryota; Fungi; Ascomycota; Eurotiomycetes; Chaetothyriales; Cyphellophoraceae. The record is from RefSeq and is a predicted model, not a curated record. The transcript is spliced from 3 exons. Gene Ontology annotation, molecular function: protein binding. The coding region runs from base 1 to 996 and encodes 331 amino acids.
AUGGACGGCGGCGAGCUCACUCUUGACGCCUUGCCCAAUGAGAUCCUGGUCAACGUCCUUUCCGCAUUCCCCACGCCCGCCCUCCUCCCGCUGUGCAUCGUAUCCCGCCGCUUCCACCACAUCAUCCUCCGAAUUCUACACUUCCGGCUGCUCCUUGCUGCCGCCGCUCCCGAGUACAAACUCAUCCUUGAGGCUUAUCACCCAGCCAAGCGGUACGCGGAUCCUCACUUGUUCUGCACAUAUCUCGGGACCGAUGGCCUCUCAUCUAAGCACGAGGGCGAGGGCUCUCUAUACGAAGACUGCGUGACAGAGAGCGGCCGGUUCGCCAAACUAGGGUCUCUGUACAGCCGCUUCCGACCCGAGCGGCCGGGCGUGGAAGGUUCUAUGCCUGUAAGAAGAGUGGCUGGUUUGACAGCGAACAGCGCAGGCGCAGGAAACCCCAGCCAGCCGAUCUACGCCAACAGUGGGGACGGUGGCAAGGAUAAGGUUGUUCACACCAUAACCUUGGAUGGAGACGAGCUUUUUGGGCAGUUUUGCGCCUACAGCAGUCUGGUCCGGUUAGGACCCCGGCGGGGAGUGUUCUUAAGCACAAUUCCUAUCGUGGAGAGUAAGCAGGGGUGGAUGAGAGUUUGGAGGUAUUGGCUUGUCGAGAGAGCGAGAGAGCUGGCAAAGCAGGGCGAUGGUGAGGACGUGCUGGAUAGAAGGCCGAGUAAGAUCUGUCCGGAUGUUGGAAGUGAUCGGACGAUAUUAUGGACUGACGAUAGGCGGAAUGUCGGUCUGAGAUUCUCGGUCAAGUGCCUGGAGCAGAGACUGUACGAAGGAGAGGAUGACCUCGACGAUAUUCCCUUGGGCUUUCAGAUUGAGAUCACAGAACUCGUCGUGAGAACGACACAUCUCAUGCUCGCAGUAGAGGCAUCCAUGCAAGGGAAGGGGGCGCCGUCAGGUAGGGCUCUGAUUUUCGGUUCAUUCGCGGUUGUUGGCCAGACCCCAGCUUGA